Molecule: messenger RNA, 1119 nt
Organism: Caenorhabditis bovis
Lineage: Eukaryota; Metazoa; Nematoda; Chromadorea; Rhabditida; Rhabditidae
Source: the annotation of a GenBank genome assembly
AUGCAUCGAAUAGUAUCAGUUCGCACGAAAUCCACAUUAGCAGAAAAGCUGAGAGCUGCAACCUCAAGCGCGAUUCUUGGAGAUUCGAAAAAAAAGGAUGUUGGCAGUUUUUCUGUGAAAGAUGAAUCGGGAGAAGAUUUUCGGGAGCUUUUUGUUAUGCCUAAGCGCAAACUCCGUGGUCAAAUGCAGUUAGAACAGGCAACAGGUCGAGCAGAAGUAAAGCAGAGAAGCCGAAUUGAUUUAAAUGAUCGUUUGGCUGAAAGGAGGCCAAGAAGUGAAGAAAUGAACCCAGAACAAGAUUGGUCAAACGUUUGGCCAGCAGCAAAAACAUUUUCUGCAAGUGUUGUUCCAUUACCGGUCCGUAUGGGUUCUCGUCCAAAUAUCGAGAAGAGAGCUCCGUUUAAAAAAGAGGGAAAUUUGGAACUCGUAAAAAUUCCCAAUUUUCUUCACUUAACUCCUUCGGCCAUCGAGAAGCAUUGUAAUGCUAUCAAGAAGUUCUGCACCCCAUACCCACCUGAAAUUCUCGAUAACAAAGUAUUAGAAUCGCAACUGUUUCCAAUAAAUAUCUCGUACAACUCAUAUGUUCAUCAAGGCACCAACAUUCGCGACAAUAGAAGCCGUGUAGUUACUAUGACGGUAAACAUUGACGUUUUCGGGCUUAAUGACGUGGCAAAAUCAAAAUUGUUAAGAUUAGUUGGAGAUCGAUUCGAUGAAAAUAAUAAUACUUUGACGAUAAUCACUGAUAGGUGUCACACUCGCAAACAAAACCUUGAUUAUGCGUAUUAUCUUCUUACAGUGCUGUACCAUGAAGCAAAUAAAGUUGAAGAUUGGGAAGCUCUUCAAGAACGGGUCGAUAAUCUAAAAGUCGAAUUUGACGGGUCCCCAGCAAAAGAAAAACUUAUCGAUUUAAUUUCGAAAUCUCGAAAUUGCGAAAAAUUGAAAUGCCCAGUUAACUCCGAAGACCCACAAAAAGAUGCGAACUUCAAAGAAUUCGUCGAUACAUGGACAGAUUAUCGUAACAAGGAAGAAACAAUUGAGUCGACCAGAACUUACAGUCGUAAAAUCAAACAGCUUCUUGGACUUCAAUCCCCCACACAACCUCCAACUAAACAAGCGUAG